UAUCACUCAAUUUUUUUAUAAAAUGACUUCAAAAAUAACUUGAGAUCCUAAUCUCUUUAACCAGAUCCAGGCACAACUUCUUCCUUUGUUGCACAAACGCAAGAAGAUUGCUCUAAGAGAGACAGGAAAGCAGAGAUUAUAUGGAAAUACUCCAAAGAAUGCAGAUAAACUCUCCAGAACUGUUUGUCAAGAGAACACUAAUGAGAUUAUCAAAAGAUUUUCCAAGAUGAAUACGAAGAACUCUAAGUACUACUUGGUCAAGGUGAACGAAAGUAUUUACUCAAAUUUUAAGUCUCCAGUCAGAAGACCUAAAUGACUCUCCCCAUUGGAAGGUAGGACUUCAAAGAAGCUAAGGGCUCAUCGUAGCCCUGUUACUCAGAGGACUUAUGGUAUUAUAUUAAAUGUGAAAAGCAGGAUAACCAGUCCUAAAAAGAUUCCUGAAAUAGUAUCAUCAGAACGAACUAUUAUCAGUGAAAAAGUUGGUAAAAUCUCUAAUGAAUGUACCUCAAGUAAGCCCAUCCAAGAUAAUUUCGCCAAGAAAAUUCUCAGAAAUAUGAAUUAUUCUAGAAGGAAGAAGGAGUUCGCCAUUAAGCCACUCCUAACAACCCAGGAUGAAAACCGUCAGAAAUUAUUACAGAAGGCAUUUAAAGCACGUCAAAAAUUAAAUUCUCUCAGAAAGCCAAGAGUCAAGUUGUCAGCAAUGAAGACUAUCACUGAGGAAAGUGUUAACUGAGAUGCGUCUUCCAAGAUGAUUCUGUAGACCUGUUUGACCAAUGAAGAGGACUAGGACUUAGGUUAAGGCCUUAAUCUCCAUAUUUCAUCAUAUUUAUCACCUGUAUUUUC
Molecule: messenger RNA, 843 nt
Organism: Moneuplotes crassus
Lineage: Eukaryota; Ciliophora; Spirotrichea; Euplotida; Euplotidae
Source: the annotation of a GenBank genome assembly